Messenger RNA from Trichoderma reesei QM6a, 1449 nucleotides. RefSeq lists its product as uncharacterized. Lineage: Eukaryota; Fungi; Ascomycota; Sordariomycetes; Hypocreales; Hypocreaceae. Bases 1 to 1449 code for a protein of 482 amino acids. The record is from RefSeq and is a predicted model, not a curated record. Gene Ontology annotation, molecular function: oxidoreductase activity, acting on paired donors, with incorporation or reduction of molecular oxygen; iron ion binding; monooxygenase activity. The transcript has 4 exons.
AUGUCAAUAACCCAGGGCUUGGGCUACUUCGUAUGGAGUUGCAUAUACAAUGUUUUCUUCCACCCCCUCAGCAAAUUCCCUGGUCCCAAAUUCGCAGCCAUUUCUCGCAUCCCCUAUUCUCGCAUUCUUCUCAACGGCGUUGGUCACCGCGAGAUCUUGGACCUUCACCUCAGGUAUGGUCCCGUUGUUCGUAUAGCUCCCGACUUCCUCUCCUUCAAUCAUCCCGAUGCUGUGAACGACAUCCGUGGUCACCGCAAAGCCGGACAACCAGAGCAUCGCAAGGAUCCUUUCCGCCAGGAGAUGAAUGUGCACAACAUCAUCGGUGCCAAUCGCCACGAUCACACUCGCUUCCGGCGAGCUCUCGCAAAUGGAUUCUCUCACCAGGCCAUGCUGGACCAGGAGCCCAUCAUCAACGACUACGUCGAACAGCUCAUGGAAGCCCUUGAGAAGCAAGCUGAAGGAGGGUCAAAGCCGGUUGACAUGGUCCGAUGGUUCAACUACACUACGUUUGACGUUAUCGGCGACUUGGCGUUUGGAGAGUCAUUUGGAUGUCUGAAGAGCACCAAUUACGACCCUUGGAUCCAGCUACUGUUUGAUAGUGUUAAGGCCCUGGUUUGGAUGGGCACCAUUAAGCACUUCGAGAUGAUACCCAGGUGGGUCAUCAAGUAUAUCAUGCCCAAGGGCCUGCAGAGGAAGUAUGUCGAGAACCAGCGCCUGUCCGCCAUGAAGGUUCAGAAACGUCUCGAUACCGGAUCCGACAGACCUGACUUUAUCACUUCAAUGACUGCAAAGCGUAACGGAGAGUCUCUCACUUUCGAAGAGCUCGCAGCCAAUGCCUCCAUCCUCAUCAUCGCCGGUUCGGAGACUACCGCCACUGCUCUGUCCGCAGUAGCCUACUUCCUGAGUCUGAACCUGGAUGUUCAAGCAAAACUUGCUCAGGAAGUGCGGUCGACAUUCAAGAGCCCUCAAGAGAUUACCAUUACGAGCGUCCAGCAUCUUACGUACAUGCUUGCGGUUAUCGAUGAAGCCAUGCGUUUGUAUCCUCCUGUUGCCGCUAGUCUGCCACGGCUCAUCUCAGAGGGUGGUGCUGUUGUUGCUGGAGAAUACGUUCCGGAGGGUACCUAUGUGGAGGUUUGGCAGUGGGCUUUGUUCCGCAACCCAAACUACUGGAAGCAGCCUGAAGAGUUUAUCCCAGAACGCUGGAUUGGCGACCCCAAGUUUGCAAAUGAUAGGCGAGAGUCCUUUCAACCAUUCUCUGCCGGUCCUCGUAACUGUGUUGGCAAGAAUCUUGCUUAUUCUGAGAUGCGCCUUAUCUUGGCUCGUGUGAUCUUUCAAUAUGAUCUCAAGGCUGCUGAAGGUACAGAGGGUUGGGACUACAGGAGCCAGGCUUUCUCCCUUUGGAGCAAGGGCCCUGUGAAUGUUUACAUGACCCCGAGAAAGAUGGACUAA